AUGGGCGACCCAAGUUGUGUACGCGUUGCAGUAAGGGUGAGGCCGCAGUCUGAACGAGAGAAAGUUGAAAACAGUCACAUUUGUACAAAUGUUUUGCAGAAAGAAGCACAGGUGACGAUUGGUGGUGAAAGGAGCUUUACAUUUGAUUAUGCCUUUGAUAUUGGAACUCAUCAACAAAAAGUUUAUGAUGACUGUGUUAAAAAUUUGAUUGAAGGAACUUUUGAAGGUUUCAAUGCGACUGUUCUGGCUUAUGGUCAGACUGGCAGCGGUAAAACUUAUACGAUGGGUACAGCAUUUGAUAUGAUGGAUGUAAUGAACGAAAUCGAUGUGGGUAUUGUCCCACGCGCUAUUAGGCAUCUUUUUUCUGGAAUGGACAGUCGCAAACAACAAGCUUUAGAACAAGGUUUCGUAGAACCUUGUUUUGACAUUGUUGCGCAAUUCGUUGAGCUAUACAACGAAGAUAUAAUUGAUUUAUUAAGUCAUGAACGAUCACCUAUAGGUCUUCGUAUUCAUGAAGACGCUAAGGGAGAAAUUUUUUUAAAUGGCGUAACGCGAGUUACAGUAACAAGUCCCUCGCAGACACUAGAAGUCUUGAAAAAUGGUGCGCUUAAUCGCAAAACUGCGUCAACCAAUAUGAACGAACAGUCGUCGCGUUCACAUGCCAUUUUUACAGUGAUAAUUAAACAACAACGAACAGUCAUUGUCAAACCUUGUUUUGAUCCACAAGCUGUCAUUGAACAAGGAGACGAAGCUUCUGGAUUGGAAGAGCCUCCUGCUACUGAACUGGAACUUCUAAGUGCUAAAUUUCAUUUCGUUGAUUUGGCCGGUUCGGAGCGUUUAAAACGCACUGGUGCUACUGGCGAUCGGAUAAAAGAAGGCAUUAAUAUCAAUUUUGGAUUGUUAGCAUUGGGCAAUGUUAUAUGUGCAUUAACAACACCCACAACAUCAGACAAAGUGAUACAUAUACCAUAUCGAGAUUCAAAGCUAACUCGUCUACUCCAAGAUUCACUUGGUGGAAACAGUCGAACUUUAAUGAUUGCCUGUAUCAGUCCAUCGGAUUGCGAUUACGUAGAAACGUUAAACACCUUGAAAUACGCUAAUCGGGCAAAAGAUAUCAAAAACAAGGUUGUGGCAAAUCAGGAUAAGUCAAGCAAAUUAAUUGGCCGUUUGCGCUCACGCAUAGCCGAAUUAGAGGCUGAAUUAUUGGACUUCAAACAGGGCCGGAUAACAGUUUCGGAUGGUGUCGAGUCCUUCAACGAUCAGUAUAGAGAGAAUGUGUUGUUACAGGCAGAUGUAAAUCAGUUAAGAAUCCGGAUAAAGGCUUUACAAGAAACAGUUGAAAUGUUGAGAGCUCGCAAUGUUCAGCUAUUGGCCGAAAAAGAUGAAGUUUGUACAAGAAUGCGUAAUUUAAAGGCUCAGAAUCAGCAACCAUUCAUUGAAAGCAUUACCAAUGAAACAGGAGAACAAGAAGGCGAUGCAUUUGGCAGUACUGUGCGCGUGUAUCUUGAUGAACUCGAAUCUUUGAGAUGUGCAUUAAUGGAGUCGCACGCAACAAAUGAGCAAUUGCACCAGCAAAUGAAUCGUUGGAAAGCGAUGGCAACAAAUAACAUACCGAGAAUGUCUGUGGACCGUUUAGCGAACUGCGCUGCUAUAAUUAACGAUUCAUCGGGUAAUAAUACGGAAAGUGUCGUAACUUCCACACCAACUUUUUCAUUGAUUCAGGAAGCAAAGGCGGAUAUUAAACGUAUGAAACAGAGUAUAACGGAAAGUUCACCUGAAGAGGAGAAAACAAAUCAAGAUGAAACGAAGAUAAAUACAGAUGGUGUAGUGAAAUCUAGUAUGAUAAUGGAUGACUUUGAUGUAAAUGAUAUGGAGGAGUUGAAGGAUGAAGAUGACGAAGACAUCGAAGUUGAAAAUGAAGCGGAAACUGAAUGUUUUAAACUCAGGGACGAUCUCGCCGACUUGCAAGCAGAAAUAUCCAUCAAAGAACGCUUAGUCAUUGAGCUUGAACAAAGUGAGCGUCGCCUUGCCGAGAAGAAGUUGGCGGAACUAUCAUUGCGAAUAAAUGAAAUGGAAGUGGAGCGCGAUCGAGUAUUGGCUGAAAUGGGUGAGUGA
Acanthocheilonema viteae is the source of this 2115-nucleotide messenger RNA. NCBI's taxonomy places the organism in Eukaryota, Metazoa, Nematoda, Chromadorea, Rhabditida, Onchocercidae. The record is from the annotation of a GenBank genome assembly.